UUUUCCUGUCUCACCUGCGUCGCCCUGGUGCACUCGUCGUGCGUCACGCUCUACCGCUUGCAUCCUUCUCUGCCGCAUCAGGCCCCCCUCGAUUCUCCACAAACGAACUUCGAAGUCUGCCUCGCCUCUCCCAAUGCACCCCGAUCACCCUCCCAAUACUCGAUCCUUACAGCCUUUGCGUCCUUGGGCGCAGCCUGUUUUACCCGCCUCCAAGCCUCCAACUCCUACUUGAGACAUUUGACUCUCCCGGCCGCACAACCUGCAGGCUCAGCUCAUCCGGGCGAUCAUCUCUCCCUUCGCCAAUGGUCCUGAGGCGAUCGGCAACCGUAUGUCCCUUUGGACUGCCUCGUGAGGAUGAAUUGUACGAUGCGAUUCUCUGGCGUUGGUUCUAGACUUGUGAAAGAGUUGGGAGAGCAUUAUGAAAACAACCUCGGUUGUCGUGGUUUUACACUCGACUUGCCGCGCUGUCGCUACUGGGAUUCUACGUCACGACACUGGUGGAGAACGAUAGGGAAACCCGCGAGGGGCACCUACUUUUUUGGUGCAGAGGCCUUGCAAGGUGAGUACCGCACUUCCUGCGUCCAGUCACAAUAAUGCCGCACAAAUUGAUCGCCCGUGUGCCUGCAUUGUUGCCUGCUCUCCAUCUCAAAUUUGCGGCGUCGAGCCGGGCCGAGUUCUCGAUAUUGGCUCUUCGCGCUCGUGGGAAAAUGGCUGUCAUUCCGCGAGAGGGGCACUUCGACAUAUUACAAGUGGAUUCUCGCUUCUUGUCUCAUUUGAGCUGGAUACCGUACGGUAAUUCCCAGAAUCCGCGACCGAUGACGACAGGACGUAGGGAUUCAGGCACGGAGGACGGAAAGAACACUCCAGAUUACUUAGCGAAGUACAACACGGACAACCGUGCAAGUCACAAGCAAGGAGGCAAUGAAUCACACUAAGGAUGACGUUGUAGAGAAAGAGAGCCGGGAGGGAGGACAUGACAUCGGCCUGGGCUUCUUACUGGAGACACCGAUGUAAUGUUCGGUCGUGAUCCUUGUUCGUCUUAGAAACGUAUUUUUCUGCAUCACGGACCUUGUCUGUCUCGUUGUGUGCUCCUCUCUUGAUAGCCGUUGGCUUCAGCACGAGCCCAUAGCUCGUCUGUCGUGGUGUUCUGCUUCCCCAUGGUGGUCGGCGUAGAAAGCUCGAGGAGCUUGGACUUCGCUCGUCGGGAAGCAAUAGUGACAGAGCGAGGGAGCCCCCGAGAAGGGGGGGGAGGGGGGCGGCCCUGUAGGUUGCAGAAUCCGAAAGGGAAGAUUGUAGCCUGUAAUCUCAGAGGCGAGAGGGACGCCAUUCUGUACCCGGGGUCCGGAAGUCGACGAGAGAGGAGGGGAGCGGCAGACUUCAGGUCUGAAAGUCAAGACCCCUUCGCAGGGAUCCAAAAAUGGAAUCCCCCGGGUUGUCGCCGAUUAUGGAACCCAUCUUGGGACGGGGCGUACCAAGGGGACUGUAGGAGAAAUCAGACCGUCGCUGCGAGGGUGCGUGAGAGCGUGAGUGGGAGGUUGAGAAGAAAAGUGAGAAGAGGGUGAGUCUCGAGCAGGUCGUUUUAAAAGCGGCACCGUCUGCGUGAGCGCCCCGCGAGCUCAGAGCGAAUGUCCCGGCUGUUGGCACGCCUCCCCGUCCGGUUCGAGG
This is a messenger RNA of Exophiala oligosperma, 1665 nucleotides long. RefSeq lists its product as uncharacterized. Bases 1158 to 1562 code for a protein of 134 amino acids. The record is from RefSeq and is a predicted model, not a curated record. The transcript has a single exon. Lineage: Eukaryota; Fungi; Ascomycota; Eurotiomycetes; Chaetothyriales; Herpotrichiellaceae.